GCAGCAGCAGCGAAGACUCGGGCGCGGGCGGCAGGGCGGCCCCGGCAGCCGACACCAUGGAUCUCUCCUUCAUGGCCGCGCAGCUGCCCAUGAUGGGAGGAGCCUUCAUGGACUCGCCCAACGAGGACUUCAGCACCGAGUACUCCCUCUUCAACUCCUCCACCAACAUCCACGCGGCCUCCGGCGGCCAGGGCCCGUCCGAGGAGCCCACUCGCUCCUCCAACGACGCCGUCCUGCUGUGGAUCGCCAUCAUAGCGACGCUGGGCAACAUCGUGGUGGUGGGGGUGGUGUACGCCUUCACCUUCUGAGCGGCACCCCGCGGCUCACUGCGGGCGAGGCUGGGCGGAGCGCCCACCUUCCAGAAGCAGGAGUUCCCCCCAGGGCAGGGCCCCUCCAGGGGCAGCGACCGAGCGUCUGGAACUGCCCCCCGUGGCCCUCGUUUCAAAUAGCCCUGCUGUGGUCAAGCCGAUCCAGAAGCCCCUGGGGACUCGAUGGGGCGAGGCCGCCGAGGAGCAGGUGGGGGACUUCUUGUAACUGCUUCCCAAGAACAAGAGACUCCAAGGGACCGCCCGUCAGGCUCCCAACGCAGACAUAGCGGGGCGAUUGCUCCCCGGCAGCAAAUAACCGCCUAGUUGUCUUGUCUCCAUGCCGACUCGUCACGCCUGGGGGUGGGGUGCCGGGCAAGAGCCCCCUCAGAGCCUGAGUGUCCCCACCCCCAUCUCAGCCCCCGGGGAUGUGGGUGGGGGCCACGUGAAGGGCCUUGGAACAUUCCUCAUGUGACUUGCAGUUGGCCCCUCUGUCACCAGACACCCGGCCCCUGAGGAGACCCCAAAUCGGCAGGAACCCCAAGGAUGGGGGGUCGCUGGUGACACGUGGGGUUCGGGGUGGUGGUUUCCGCCUGCUGGUGGGCUUCCUCUUUUUGAAAAGAGGAGAAGGCACCUUUCCAACGGAGAUCUGCCGUCGUUCCAGGCCCCACGUGAAGAUGCGGGUUGUUCUCCGAGAAACCACAGAAUGUGAGGUGAACCGGGCUGUGUCCGCGCAAGCACAUGGGGGUCAGCGGGAGCAGGUGCGGUGUGCCUGGUCCCCCGGCCGGUCCUGGAAGGGACAGGUCCGAGGGAUGUGUCCUGACUCAGCUCAGGGCUCUCACUGAGCCCUGCCUCCAGCUGGCUCCUGCCUUCUCAGCUGCCCUCGGCGACAGUAUCCAGGGGGCUGCGCCAGGUGGGCAGGGCGUUCAGACACCUGCGCUGUCAGGUUGGUUCACCUGCGUGUGCUCUGCUGCUGGGGAGGGUCCUCUGCCCACGGCGGUUCCCUGCAUCCUUAGACGUCAGUGGCGCCCUGGCCGGUGUGGCUCAGGGGAUACAGCCACUCACCUCUGCUAGUUGAGCAUGGAGCUGCUGCGGCAACGAGAUGACCAGCCCGACCUUCAGACGGCGCCGGCCCAUGGCCGCCAGCCCCUAUUGGUCCCAUCCGUCACUGCAGCCACACAGCCACCCUCAAUGCUUAGCUCCGCGGAGGUCAGGGGUGCGGAGAGCUGGCGUGACAUUGGAGAGGGAUGUCUGGAGCCACUGACCGGGCCCUGCUCUCUGCAACACCAGCCUGGGGCCUGGGGCCUGGGGAUUGGAGCCCUGAGCCUGGGGCCUGGAGCCCUGA
Molecule: messenger RNA, 1650 nt
Organism: Myotis lucifugus (little brown bat)
Lineage: Eukaryota; Metazoa; Chordata; Mammalia; Chiroptera; Vespertilionidae
Gene: CUNH14orf132
Product: chromosome unknown C14orf132 homolog
Exons: 2
Coding region: 57-308 (83 amino acids)
Source: RefSeq, a predicted model, not a curated record